AUGUUGAACUGUAUCUUCUAUUAUAACAUAUAUAAUAUAUAUAUAUAUAUAUAAAAUAGAAGAUACAGUUCAAAAUAUAAUACAAUAAACCCGAAACUCGAAGAUAAUAUAUUUAAAGAUUUAGCUCGAACUUAUCUGGACGCUCAAGUACUAAACUGAAUGAAAGAUCAACAACUCUGCUCCUUUUAUAGGCGUCCAUCGCGAAGCAGCACACGAAAAUUUACAGUACCAGCACAAAUUUUUUUGCAACGGUAAGUCUUUGAUUUUUUGGGGCUUUAAUGUAGCUCUAAUAUUAAAUUUCCUAAGGCAAAAGAUAUAACGACGAAAUAGUAUUGAAGACAGGUAUAAGGAUCGAUCGGACAUGAUGCAAUGUUGAUUUUAUAGUACCUUUGACCUGAUUUUUUCCUGAAGACUAAAUUUAAAUCUUUUCAACUUUUAAAAAUGAAAAUUAAAAAAAAAUUUAUUUUUUCAAAAUGAAAAAUCACAAAAAUGGUCGUAAAAAUAUUGUUAUUGAUUUACAUUUUCACAUUGAAUUAUAAUUUUGUUGUAGCCAAGAAGAAUCAAUCAGAAUGUGAAAAAUUACCGGUCGAUGAGCUAAAGCGACUGAUACGCGAAGGAGAAUGUAAACCUAUUCAGAUUGUGAGGAAGGAAACGUAAGUUUAUAUGGUUGUAUGUUGAUCUUUUGAGGUUUUUUGAAUUUUUGGUUGAAAAAUAAGUAGAAGACGGGAUAUUGGUCUAGAUUUUGAUAAAAUGGCUAUUCUAUGAAUUUUUGGACCUAUUUCUAUUACUUGACUUUUAGUUUUAACCCCAAUUUCAAUGCAGUAUUCAUAAAAAGACAGUUAAUAAGCUAAAACAAUAUAUUUUGAAGUUUUCAGUACCACAACAACAGUAAAACCACCGUCUCGUCGUAUUUUAUCGACCAAAUCGAAGCGCAAGAUGAUGAAGGUGAUUUACUUUGGUAAUCAGCGUUUCCUCAACAUUUCCAUGAACAGUGAAGACAACGAGAAGCAUCACUACAUUAAUAUUGUGGAAGGGUCUUUCGUGGAACUCAAGUGUAAUGCCAAUGCUUCUGUGGGUUUGUUAUGGUGUUGUAGCUAAUUUUAAAAGAAAAAUUUAAUUUUGUACCUAUUUUUGGGCUUAUCUUUGGCUAACUGGGUGUAAAAUGGGCUGUUUUGCCUAUAUAAGGUUGAUAUUAUUCAUGAUGAACGUGGUCGAUAGUUUUGUUUUAUAAUGUUUAUAAUAUUUUUCUUACUUAAAUUUUGAUUUGCAGUGAAGUGAAUAUCAUUGUUAACGUUUUAGGACUAUAACGAGACAGAAACUCUUCCAAAAUGGUAUGUAGAUGGGGAGGAUAUCAGAUCGUUCCUUGGAUGGAGGGUACAAUUGGCGGAUAACAAUACGAAGCUGUUCUUCACACCGAUUUUACAUGAAUUCGAUAGUGGGCUGUUUGAAUGUUUUGUGGACAAUAAGAUUGCUGGGUUUGUGAACUUAAAGGUCAACAAAAUGUUUGUAAGUAAAAUACGAGGUUUGUAGUUAAUGUAAGGUAGAGCAGGAUAUGAUCGGUCAGGAUAAGACUGGUAUAGUAAGUUCGUUUAGGGUAGGGUAAGGUAACACAGGGUUUGGUAAGUCAUUGAGCAAGUUAAAGUUGUAGGAUAAGGUAGAGAUGAGUAGGUGGGUUAAGGUACGGUAGAGUUGGGUAAGUAUUAUAAUAUAAAAAAAAUAAUUUCAGGACUCAGUACUAGAAGGAAUGUUGAGUUACUUUACAGUAAUUUUGAUUGGAUCACCGAUAUUUUUAUUGAUUACCGUAUGCCGAACUUGCACAAGAGAUGAAAAUAAUCUAGUUCAAACUGAUCCGUUAUUUAUGGAAGAAGAUCCAGAGAAACAAGAAGACUACGAGGAAAUGAUGAUGAAUGUUAAAGAUGCUGAGCUACUCAAAUAA
Bursaphelenchus okinawaensis is the source of this 1936-nucleotide messenger RNA. The record is from the annotation of a GenBank genome assembly. NCBI's taxonomy places the organism in Eukaryota, Metazoa, Nematoda, Chromadorea, Rhabditida, Aphelenchoididae.